This is a messenger RNA of Medioppia subpectinata, 1677 nucleotides long. The record is from the annotation of a GenBank genome assembly. Lineage: Eukaryota; Metazoa; Arthropoda; Arachnida; Sarcoptiformes; Oppiidae.
AUGACCAUUUUGUAUUACAAGUGCCAAUACCCGGACAACUACAGAGUGUUGGUUAACUGUUCCCAGUAUACGGUCCUUUCAACGCCUUCUUCCACCACUACUGCCUUCCCGUCUACAUACUCGUCGCCCUCUCCCUCCCCGACCCCCUCCACAACGUUCUUCCCCUUCUCACAGAGCGGUGACCAGAAGAGCGAUACCAUGAAUACAAUACUUCGGAUAAUUAUAUUCUUGUUAUUAUUGGUGUUAAUCCUGGAAGUGGUUGUGUUCGGCGCCUUUUCCUUACGGGACUUUACUGUUAGACCGAAUCCACAGUCAGUCCCGAAUCCCAGACGCAGGAGUGAUAGUAGUGUUGAUAGAGGAUUGACCAACAGAUCAGAUGAAAUGGCUGAACGCCAGACAUCGUCACCGGAUGUAGAGACUCCUAGUGUAGAGACUCAGCCGGCCAGCACUGAUGUUAUCGAAAGACAAAUAACGCCGCGACUAUUGGCACGGUUGGGAUCGACGGGACAGUUGACGAGCGUUAGGAUCACCGCUCAAACCGCAAGUGUUGUUUCCGAUUCGUUUCCACACGAGAAAUACUCGAUGGCUUUCGUCACUCCUUAUGGCACCGGAAGACAGGAGUGGAUAACGGGUUUCAUAUAUCAUAAAUCUUCAAUAGAUUGGAUGGCAAUGAAUCUCAAGGGCUAUGAGUUGGAGAAGAAGAGUUCCGGCGAUCAGUGGAAGAAUGGAUCCAUUGAUUUCGGCCAAGACUUUAACCCUUCACUCGCUUUCUACGCCAGUAUUGUCGGUCAUAAUGGCUAUGAGUUGGAGAAGAAGAGUUCCGGCGAUCAGUGGAAGAAUGGAUCCAUUGAUUUCGGCCAAGACUUUAACCCUUCACUCGCUUUCUACGCCAGUAUUGUCGGUCAUAAUGUCAGUGACGUGUGUUUCGCCGCCCAGACCUCUGUCUCUAAAGGCUCGUACCGACGAGAGUACCGGUGCUAUGAGUUUGACGAUCAGUUGAAGCCAACGAUAAGUACUGAUCGCGUGAUUAAAGGCAUUCAAUCCAAGAUGACUGCCGAUAACGACCCGAAAGCUACACAACCGCUGACCAGUCUUACGAGUCCGGAGACCAAUCGGCCACUGAUUGCUGUAUUCGUGUUCAAUCUCUUCGACACUAAUGAGACUUUAAUUACUCACUAUUUGUUUCUCUAUAACGAGGAUAAAGUGGUCUCUUAUUGUCACUCAAGUAAUAGUCUCUUUCAUUCAGAGUGUCAACACCCGGACAACUACACAGUGUAUGCCAAUUGUUCCCAAUUUAAAGCCAAACCAACGACAAGCCAUUCUUCGGCCGCUAACCAGAAGGUGAAGUCUGAGCGAAACACAAAUAACACCGCAAAGAAAUACUAUCUGAGUUUUACCGAAUCCAAAGAGAUUCACCCGAAGAAGAAGAACAACCGAAUCGGGUAUAUGUUAUUAGAUAUGAAGCUAAAGUUGCAAAUCCAUUACAGCACUAGUCUUGGAGUGCUUAUCCAAAUGAAACCGUUCGAACUCAAGGACUGGUUUGACGGACGGCUUACUUGCCAUAAGUAUUGGUAUUGUUAUAACUCUGGAUAUUAUCUUAAAAUUGCUUAUAACACCGACAUUGAGGCCGAGAAUAACAAUGAGUUCGGAAACAAUCAACACUUUAUAUUUCCAUAA